Colossoma macropomum (tambaqui) is the source of this 4433-nucleotide messenger RNA. Its product is annotated as high affinity cAMP-specific 3',5'-cyclic phosphodiesterase 7A-like. The transcript is spliced from 13 exons. The coding region runs from base 810 to 2321 and encodes 503 amino acids. The record is from RefSeq and is a predicted model, not a curated record. Gene Ontology annotation, molecular function: 3',5'-cyclic-AMP phosphodiesterase activity. Lineage: Eukaryota; Metazoa; Chordata; Actinopteri; Characiformes; Serrasalmidae.
GAGCUUUACGUUGCCAGAUCCCACCUCUGCCAGUGGUUUUGUUUCGAAGGAGGUCAGGGAAAAUGUGUCCCGUACCGAACAGCCCGUCGUAUCCCUGGCUCGCAUUUGUUCCGCACAUCACGCAAAUCUUGCAGUCGUUUCAGGAGUGAUUGUUUUAACAGCCACAAUAGAAAAUGUCUUUUGUUUUGAGCCGGGGAGCUCGCAGCCUGCUCUCUCACUCUCACACGAGUAUGCUGAGUGAAUCCGGAGCGCUGCGGCCGCCUGCAGCGCGAGGACUCUGUUCGCGUUGCUAACUUGCCACUUUCGUCUGUACAGCUGCGGAUCGGACGGGACGGACUCGCCUACACGCGACCCAGUUAGCUGUACCCGGACACAUCGUCGUCUUCCUGGUCGACUUUUCAUUUUUCUCGUUCACGCUCGAGAGGCCUCCGGGAGUUGUUUGAUGUUGGAAUGUCCCACCAAGCUUCGACUCGAUCGGACGAGAUACUGCUUUAACAAGAGGAAGCAAACGGACUGAGUGAUGUUUUUUGGUGCGCGGCCUGUUUUUUUCGGAGCUCUCGCUUAGAAACUUAACGACUGAAAUAUGGGACAGAGGGAAGCACGGAGCGGGUGGACCAGACUGUCUGACCAGUCGACGUUUCGUUUAAGUACGAAGUCAGGGGAAACAGCGCGAGAGAUGAUGUCCUAAUCUUUGUGCUACGACCACCCCUAAAAAUUAGAUGGAUUCGAAGCCCGUUUCAGUUUCCUGUGUUGACUGUUGUUUGCUCUGAUUUGACAUUGGCUUGUUCGCCGCAUCUUCUGAGUCUUCAAUGGAAGUAUGUUACCAGUUGCCGGUGCUGCCGCUGGACCGGCCGGUACCGAAGCACGUCCUCGGCCGGCGUGGCGCGAUCUGCCUCACCUCCAGCCCGGUCCUGUUCGGUGGGCCGGCUCCCCGUCAGCUCUCAAAGAGGCGAGGAGCAAUUUCAUACGACAGCUCAGACCAGACAGCACUCUACAUCCGCAUGCUAGAUGUUCGAUUGAGAGCUCAAACAAGUUACACACCGGAGAGACAGGGGAGAUCAGAGAGAGAUGAGAGAAAAGACAGACAUGAAAGAACACAGAGACGACAGCACGCACAUUUCUGCACUGACUUCCGACCUCUUCAGUGGUGUUUUGGUGUUGUUUGUGCAGCCCGGACGGACACUGUGGGAUCGGAAGCAGAGCAGCCGGUCAGAAGUGUUCUAAGCUUCCAGAAGAACCUACACCCUUCACAUUACAGCAGAAAUCACACACAUGCCACACACCACACUCUAGACCAAGAGUACAUCGGCCAAGCUAAGUGUUUGCUGCGCAAAGUUGGAAGCUGGAGCUUUGAUGUCUUCCUCUUUGAUCGACUCUCAAAUGGAAAGAGUUUAGUAGAUUUAACCCUUCACCUCUUCAGUGACUAUGGACUAAUAAAGCUCUUCCGGCUGGACUUGCUCAAACUGCGGCAAUUUUUAGUGAUGGUACAUGAAGCCUACCGCAGUCAAAACCCGUAUCACAAUGCUCUCCAUGCUGCCGAUGUCACCCAGGCCAUGUACUGCUACCUGCAGGAACCACAGCUUUCCGAGUCUCUGACAUCCUGUGAUAUCCUGUUGGGUCUGCUAGCUGCUGCAACUCAUGAUUUGGAUCAUCCAGGUGUAAAUCAAACCUUCCUCAUCAAAACCAACCACUAUCUGGCCUCACUCUACCAGAACACAUCAGUACUGGAGAACCACCACUGGAAAUGUGCAGUCAGCUUGCUCAGAGAAUCAGGUCUUCUGUCCCAUUUUCCAUCUGAGGACAGACAGAACUUGGAGGAACGACUGGGUUCUUUGAUUCUGGCGACUGAUAUUAGCAGACAGAACGAAUAUCUGAGUCAGUUCAGAGCACACCUGGACCGAGCUGACCUACACUUGAACAAUAGCCAGAACAGACACUUCGUACUGCAGAUGGCUCUGAAAUGUGCAGAUAUCUGUAACCCCUGUAGACCCUGGCACCUCAGCAAGCUCUGGAGCCACAAAGUUACUGACGAGUUCUUCAAUCAAGGUGACAUCGAGAAGAGGCAGAAUCUGGAUGUGAGCGUACUAUGCGACAGGAAUGCAAACACUGUGGCCAAAAUACAAAUCGGGUUUAUAUCGUUUGUGGUGGAGCCAUUGUUUGUGGAGUGGGCUCGUUUCUCAGACACACCCCUUUCCCAUAUAAUGCUGGGUCACAUGACUUCUAACAAGUACAAAUGGACCCACCUACCACAGGAGGACCUGAAAGAAAGCACCCAGAGCACAUCAUCCAAAACUCUACCUCAGGGUGGCCUGGGGCCAUGACCUUUUUGUACACACACACACUCACACACACACACACAAAAAACAAACACAUACUAUACCUAUGCCAAGGAGGGUAAGAGACUGAAGUACUGCCAACCCCCGUGAAUACAGACACACACAUGCUUGCACACACUUCCCACUUCAUUAAACCACUAAUGUUUCUUAUUUUAAACAUAAUUUAUUAUAUUUAAUAAGAGCUUUUCUUCUUAAACAUAGAGCAAUACAGAAAUACCUCACACUGCCUAUUCUUCCAGUGCUCCUCGUCAAGCUUCUGUUUAAUUUAUUUUGUGUGUGAAACAGUUGAAAGUUGAAUUGAAGGGAAUGGAAACCAACAUACAGACAUAUACACAUAAACUGUUUGAGCUGAGAAGGGGUGUGCGCGCUCCUCCUGAACUGAUGUGCCAUUACACUGUACUUAAUAUUGAACUGUACAAGUGAUGACACAAGUUACUGUUACGUGCCAUACUCCACUUAUCCACUCGGUUUUUGCUCUUUCUCACACACAUGCAUACUUGUGCACACACGCACGCACAUAUAAACACAUUGAAGUAAGUGCACUGAUGCGUUUAACGCCAUAAAACCAGUGUGUUUCUGUCUUUACACUGUGAACCAUGAGCAAAUCGCUCUUGCACAUACACAGCACAUCAUAAGCCAGCACUACUACUUCUACUGUCCCUGCUAAUACAGACACACACUCAUACAACAUAUGUCCAAAAGUUUGUAGACACCUGCUCAUUCUGUGUUUCUUCCAUAAUCAAGGGUAUUUAUAGGGAGUAUUCUCCCCUCCUUGCUGCAGUAACUGCCUCUAUUUUCACGUGAUGGUUUUGCACUAGAUGUUGGGACAUGAUGAUUUGCGUUCAGCCAGGAGAGCAUUUGUGCUGGAUGAUUAGUUCUAGAUCAUAAGCAGCACUCCAGCUCAUCCCAAAGGCCUAACGCUGUGGGGCUUUAUAGCCGACCAUUGGCAUUGGGCAUGGUGACCUUAGGCACGUGUGUGGCCUCUUCAGAGUAUCCUAUUUUAUUGCAGUGCUUUUCUAUGCAGAUUAAACAAGCUGUUUAAGCAAACUGUGCAUAAUUAAACGCCUGUGUCAGCAGUGGGUGCACCCAACAGUAGCUGUAUUCACUAAUUGGAAGACGUCUACAAACUUUUGGGCAUCUAGUGUACUUAUUUUAACCCCUCAAACUCUACACUAUGGUGUGUGUAGCUUUUACUUCGAGUCUUCAUAGUCAGCCUGAAAUGUGAGUUUGCCUACAGAAACUACACUCUGGGUUAUACACAUCAUUGGUCAGAUGAGAGGGAUGACAUGGCCCACUGAGCCUUUAUAACAGUCUUUGUAAGUCUUGAAAAAGACAGUUUAACACCUUUACAGCAUUUUUUUAAUAAAGACAGUGAGUUUUACUGUCUAUAUAGCAGUAUAGACAGUGAGUUUCAACAUCUUUACAACAGUGUUUAUAAAGACAGUGAGGCUCAAUGAGUUAUUACACCUUGUAAAGACAGUUAUUCUAAAGCUUUUGUAAGGGUGCUUAUAAAGACUCAUAGGACAAAGCAGUUUAAUAACUAAGCUUGUUUAUAAGCUAUGCACUAAGCUGCGUGACCAAAUCUUUGUCACAGAGAGAGCUCAACCUCUUUCAGCAGCUGCUUGCCUUUAGCGAGGGACUUUUAGGUAUUUUUUCUGUUUUUGAUUUUCAGGUUGAUACAUUCCUCAUUUAUUUGAUGUGCCCUUAUUACAUUUUCCUGACACUCUCCUGCUUGGUUUGUCCCCUCCAGUAGAAGACAGCUGUGAAUGGUGAUCUAGGGUCAAUUAUCUUUCACGUCUUGAUUCUAAACCCAUUGAGGAUGGGUGGGGGAUUUUCCUAGAUCAGUAAUUUGAAUCUUAGAUACUCCAUACACAUGCAAAUAGAUUCUCUGAUCAUUUUGCAUUGCUCUUUCUUGGCAAGCACAAGGAGGCUGAGGUUGAGUUGAGAAUGCUGUUUACCAUUUUGUGGGAAGUUCUUUUUGAAUACAAGCUUUUAACAAAUCGAAGGAGAGUCGUUUCUAACGUUUUGCCAAAACUGAUUUUGAUACACACCCAUUGCGGUAACAUUUUCUUUAAUAAAAAGGCAAUUGACAGAAAA